Molecule: messenger RNA, 2133 nt
Organism: Cylindrotheca closterium
Lineage: Eukaryota; Bacillariophyta; Bacillariophyceae; Bacillariales; Bacillariaceae
Source: the annotation of a GenBank genome assembly
AUGCCUGCUGAGGAUCACGUCACAUCAGUCAUCGCCACCUUUAGUGGUUACUCUGUCAUUCUAGUUGGAAUUGGAGUAUGGGCGUACAAACGUGAAAAAGCACUCAAGGCAGCCCACCAAGAUGAAAUGACUGCGCAUUACCUUGGUGGAAGAUCCUUUGGUCCCAUCAUGACGGCAGCAACAGUGUUUGCGUCUCUCUUCAACGGAUUUUCGAUUAUUGGUGCUCCCAGUGAAUCAUUCUACCGUGGCUUUUUCAGUCUCACUUGGAUUGUUUCGGUGGUGGGGAUCAUUUCGGGAUACUUUGCCACUGGUCUACGAUUGCGCCGUGCCAGUGAAGUUCGCAAUCAUCAGAGUUCCGUCGACUUUAUCACUGAUCGUUUCCAAUCGCAAUAUUGCCGGGCGUCCAUUAUGCUUCUGCAAGUAGUUCCCACAGGGAUUUUCUUGGCAGGUCAGAUUGUGGCAAUCAAGCUUGCCUUCAACCCUGUAUUUGGAUUGGAACCAGACAACCAGUGGCCAUCUAUAAUUAUCGUAGGGGUCAUCCUUCUCUUCGAGUGGGCUGGAGGUCUCAAUAGUGUCGCCAUGACGGAUACCAUUCAGGGAUUUGUCAUCUUCGUCUCCUACCUUUGUGUUCCCAUUGCAAUCUACAUGAAUUACGGAGGCUAUGAAGAUAUCGACUUGAGCACGUUUCCUCGACCUGACUUUUUCCAAACACCGAGUAAAUUCGACCAAUGGCAAUUCUGGCAGUUUACGAUUAUCAAUAUUGCUUUCUUCGGCUUGCCUCCCCUCAUCCAAAGAACAUAUGCGGCUAGGGACAUUGGAUCGUUGAAGUUGGCUUAUGGCGUUUUGGUGUGUGGAGUAUGGAUGGCCAUCAUGGUCGGAAUUUUUGUGGGAAUCAUGGCCGUGAAGGUCUUUGGACCCGGCUUUUACCCACCCAGUCCUUUCAAUUCUAUGAUGGAAAAUCUCAUGGAUCUUGGUGGUUUCCCUAAAGUGACCGCAGUAGUCGUUGUGACAGCUUUCUUGGCUGCUGUCAUGAGUACUAUUGACUCGCUCAUCAUUGCUGCUUCUCAGUUGGCCAUGAACGAGAUGGUUAUGCCGUGGGUUCGCAACAACGAAAGGCUCUCCAGUGACCGUAGUGUGACCUGGUUUGGAAGAGCUUGUUCCUUUGUCAUCACAGCUGCUUCCUUAGCUUUUGGUUUGCAUUGGGAGGGAACUACCUUUUCCAUCAUUGAGCUGCAGCUCUCCAUGACCCUUCAAACCGUUCCUGCUUGGUUCAUUGGACUGUACUCCAAACAUGAGUUUCAUCCGUGGCCCAUUGCUACUGGAGCUUGGGUUGGAGGACUUUGGGUGGUUCUUUUCUAUGAGUACUACAUGAGAGACAAUCCAGAUCGACUACCUAUCAACAAUGGUGUUUCCGGCUUGGGAAUCAACUUGGCCAUUGUUCUCAUUGGAGAAUCGACCAGAGUUUUGUUGUAUCCCAACAAGACUGGUGACCGCGCCUUGGAACCGGAAGAAUCAUCCAAUACUAAUACAAAUUCGUUGACAACUGACCCAACGACUGACGGAUCCGAAAGCGAUGAGGGCAAGAAGGAACCAAGAUUACUGUUUCCAAACCGACCAUCCUGGGAUGUUCCUUCGUUGGCACACUUUGGCGACAAGCCCAUGUCGUGGAGAGUUCUGAAGAAAUACAUGUCUGGAACACAUGAGGUCGCUACAAAUCCAUACUGGGUAACUUUCAUGUUAAUUUCAAUGUCACUGGCGACCCCGUUGGUACCACAGAAAGAGCCACCAAUCCUUGAGGAUGGAACAUUUGCGUAUGAGCCAACAAGAGUAUUUGGUAUUCCAUGGUUUGCAUGGAAGUCGAUCUUGUUCUCUGUGAUUCCAUCUUUUUUCUUGUUGAUUGAAAUCGUCCGCAUGCCCACCAAAUUUGGACCCGAGAAGGAAGAUUGGGAGAUUUUUGAUGACGUGCCGCAACCUAGCUUUGCUGAAAAAGAGCGUUUGAUCGGCGGAGACAACAGCAUCAAAUUCAAUGCUCAAUCAACGAAGGAGAUUGACGAUAGCAGCGGUGACUCUCGUAACGGUGCUGAUGGCAAAUCGUUGCCGAUGGAACAGGCAAUCGAAAACAAGGCCGAUUAA